Molecule: messenger RNA, 489 nt
Organism: Aricia agestis (brown argus)
Lineage: Eukaryota; Metazoa; Arthropoda; Insecta; Lepidoptera; Lycaenidae
Exons: 2
Source: RefSeq, a predicted model, not a curated record
AUGUCAGCGUUGCCGAUAUUCUCAACAGAUUGGGUCAGGUAUGGAAAAUACGACGGUCAACGUACUGCUGAGGCCCUGCGUCCAGUUCUUGCGGCGUGGAUGCGUCGCAAGAGAAAACCCCUCACCUUCCGCCUUACACAGGUGCUCACCGGACACGGUUGUUUCGGUGCGUACCUUUGUAAGGUCGCCAGGAGGGAACCUACGCCAGCCUGCCGCGACUGUGGCGCUGCGGAGGACACGGCCCAGCACACCCUCGAGGUGUGCGAUCGCUGGGCCGUGCAGCGCCACGAUCUUGUGGCAGUGCUAGGCGGGGACCUCUCACUCCCGAGCAUGGUGCGCUGCAUGCUCGAGAGCGAUGAGGCCUGGCAGGCGGCGGUCUCUUUCUGCGAGUAUGUCAUCUCGCAGAAAGAGACCGCGGAGCGGAAUAGAGAGGAUGACCCUUCCUCCGUUCCGCUCCGCCGGCGUAGGACGGGAGUGCGGAGGCGUCGC